AUGUCUGUGAUGGAAAAUGUGAUCUCCAAAGGCAUAGAGGCGGCACUCAGAUGCAUCCUUGUCAAUAAGGAUAUUUUGACAUCCACAAAGUGUAGUCCUCGAAGGAAAAAGAAGCAGGAUGAUGAAAUUAGGAUAGAAAGGGCCACAGAUUUGAGCCACGAAAGAGACUUCCUUCUUGGUGAAAUCCAGCAUCUCCUCAAAGAUACCUUCAGUAUAUCUCAAGAUGCAGAUUUUAUUGUGCACCAGCCAGCAGAUUGUGAAGAUGUGUACUCAUACAAGUACAAAGAUGGCCCAGGCCCCAACACCCAGAAUCUGGCCUUUGAUCUCAAACACAGAUUUAACACCCCCUGGAAUGUGAAAAUUCUCGAUAUUCUCCUUGAAGAAUUGAAAAAGAGGAGUGUAGAAGAGGAGUGGCCAUUCCAGAGGUUGGAUGCCUAUUAUAAGGCGAUACUCAAAGAUCACUACAAGCGGAUGCGGAUGGUCUGGAGAGCAGCCCAACCAAAGGUUACAGCAAAGGGCUGCUUGGAGAUUGCGGAAGCAGUGGAGGAGAGGUUGAUUGCAAAAAGAGGUGAAAAUCUGAAGUCGAAAUAUCUCCACAGAGCAAAAGCCCUGGAGCAAGUUAUUAAGCUGAAGAAAGAUGGUGAGGAUGACAACCUACCAGCUUGGCAGUGGCUUCAAAAACUAGUCAAGAUGCUGGGAGACAGGGGUAUGAGUUCAGAAGAAAGUGAUAUUGAAAAUGACAUUGAAUGUGUGCUCUGGGUCAAGAACAUGGCAUGGUGUCGUGGGAUAGAGUGA
Molecule: messenger RNA, 795 nt
Organism: Suillus subaureus
Lineage: Eukaryota; Fungi; Basidiomycota; Agaricomycetes; Boletales; Suillaceae
Exons: 3
Coding region: 1-795 (264 amino acids)
Source: RefSeq, a predicted model, not a curated record